AUGGCUAUCCUGGAUCCACCGCCUAUUCGCUGCCGAAUUGGAGACUUACGGUUGACAUACGAUGGAUUGCUUCCUUUGAUUGGAACUUUUCUCUGUGUUGCUGCGUUGACCUAUCUGAUCUCGACUAUUCAAGGUGCCAUCACAGUUCGCAACAAACGCCAUGGAAGCCGACCACCAAAACUUCCGUAUGCGACUCCACUGCUUGGCCAUCUUCCUGAGUUUUUAAAAGACACAAUGAAAUUUCUAGCGAGGGCUACAGCUAAAUAUGGGCCGUCCACUCCAGUUCGGAUACAGCUUCUUAACCGAUACAUGACCCUGCUGAAGGGUGCUGAGGCCGUCACUUCCCUUUUCAAAAGCUCAAGGGACUUGAGCAGUGAGCACUGGCUCGUGCAGGUCUUGGUCAAUGCCUUUGGCGUGGAGGUCACCGAUGCGCCCUUCUAUUUGGCCGACGACACGGGGAUUGCCAAUCAUCCCGAUCCCAGAAGUAACAUGAAGAACCCAGAGCAUCGCAUCUUCCAUUUGGUCUUUAAAUCAGUUCAUAGUGGCUUGAGCGGAGUGAGCCUUGAGGAGAUGGAGAGACAGCUUGUGCGAAACUUGUCCUCCCAGAUUCAUCACACAGACAUCAAAUCAGACUCUUGGACUCAAAUAUCUGAUCUGUACGGCUCAUUGAUUCGCACUGUCGCUUUCAAAGCAUCCGUCGUGUCACUCUGCGGGCCGCAUGUUUUCGAACGCAUCCCGACAUUUGAUGCCGAUUUCUGGACAUUUGAUAGCGCCCUCCCGAAUUUGUUUAAGGAAAUUCCACGAUGGCUGGCACCGGCGUCGUAUGCGGCGAGGGACAAGAUGAAAAAACAUCUACAAGAGUGGCAGUCCUUUGCCCACGAGCAUUACGAUGUUUGUCAGGGCCAACAAGACCAGAGGGAAUGGGAGGAAUUUUUCGGGUCUAGGUUGAUGAGGACGAGACAUGAAUUCUUCCAAAAGAUGCCAUUGAGCAAGGAGACCAUCGCGGCGGAUGAUCUUGGAUUAGUGUGGGCAGCGACAGCAAAUACCGUUCCUGCGAUUGGAUGGAUGCUGCUGGAGGUUCUCCAGCGUCCGGAACUUUUACAGAGAGUUCGUGACGAUAUUGCCCACUACGUCUCCUUGGACCCAUCCGACCCUACACAGAUGGUCGUCGAUAUCCCCAAUCUCUGCAGUCGGCCCCUCCUGCAAUCAAUAUACGCCGAGGUCUUGCGUCUCCGCUCUGGCACCGUCAUAAAUCGAGUCCCGACAUCUAACGACUUCCACAUUAGAGGGUGGCAUUUCAAGAAAGGCGAACAGAUCAUUGUAUCCACCUACGAUGCCGCGCGCGACCAAUUCGUCUGGAACCAAGGCACCAUUGACGACCCACACCCUGUGAAUGAAUUCUGGCCAGAGCGGUUCAUUCGAUACCCGGAUAACCCCAAUAGCGGCCCAGUUCUACAAAAGAUUACACAGGAACAGGCAGAGAAAACGCAAGACCCGAUGAUCUCAGAACCCACCUUCUCCCUCGACGGCACGGCUGGAUCUUGGGUCCCCUACGGAGGAGGUACACGAAUGUGUCCCGGGCGCCACUUCGCGAAAAAGGAGAUGAUUGUAACGAUGGCAAUUUUCUUGUCGGCAUUCGAUAUUGAGCUCCUGCUUGAUAAGGAUUGUGAAAUUCAACCCGAUUUGAAGUACUUCAUGUUCGGUGUGAUGCAUCCAGAGGGGAAAAUACCCGCCAGGAUUCGGAGAAGAAGUUUCCAAUGA
This is a messenger RNA of Penicillium daleae, 1761 nucleotides long. Its product is annotated as cytochrome P450. Lineage: Eukaryota; Fungi; Ascomycota; Eurotiomycetes; Eurotiales; Aspergillaceae. The record is from RefSeq and is a predicted model, not a curated record. Bases 1 to 1761 code for a protein of 586 amino acids. Gene Ontology annotation, molecular function: oxidoreductase activity, acting on paired donors, with incorporation or reduction of molecular oxygen; steroid hydroxylase activity; iron ion binding. The transcript is spliced from 3 exons.